CCCCCCCCCUCUCUCUCCUCUCUCCCGUUCAAAGUCGUCGUCUUGCUCUCGAGCUGCUUGAUUCGAUUCUUAUCAAUCCACCAUCCUCCGUAGCUGCAGGUCCGAUCGUGGCGGUUAUGCCAUCGGCAGCGCUGGCUGCCACGCCGGACUCUCCGUCGCCGUCGCCGCACCACUACCGCGGCCGGUUACGCUCGCCGCUGGCAAACGGCGGCACCAAGGGGAACUUCGAGCUCCGGCACUGGCGCACGCCGCUCAAGCGGGCUCCGUCGUGCCCCCCGCCGGGGAUCGAGAUACCCAGCAACGACGACGAUGGCAGCGGGAACGGGUACACCAGCCUCCGGGACAUCCUAGCGUCGCCGCGGUACACGGGGGCAGGGAGCUCACCGGCGGCCUGCGUCAUCGGUGGCGCCGGCAGCUGUGGGGACAUACACAUGAUACGCCACCCGCUGGUAAAACACGCGGCGUACGCGUACCUGCAGAUGACGCCGUCGGCGAGGGAGGACCCAACCCGCCGGAACCGGCGCUGGCGCGGCCCGCUCUGCCGCCUCCUGUUCGGCUGCCUCAGCUUCAUCGGAGCACUCUUCCGGCCGUGACUUCUCCUGACGGCGCACCUCCAUGCGGUUCUUGUUGCACCUCCGUGAAUUCUCUUUGAUUUCUCUUUUCUUCUUUUCUUUUGUGCGAUUAGAUUCUUUUGUAGAGUUUGCCGGCUUAUGUUUGGGUUGUAAUUUGUGUGAAUAAUUUGGUAGGAUUAGACACAAAGAGGAAUGAUAGCAACAAGAGAAAUGAUUAAUGUCA
This is a messenger RNA of Triticum urartu, 795 nucleotides long. RefSeq lists its product as uncharacterized. Lineage: Eukaryota; Viridiplantae; Streptophyta; Magnoliopsida; Poales; Poaceae. The record is from RefSeq and is a predicted model, not a curated record.